AUGUCCACCUGCCCUGUUACCGAAACCCGCCUCAGCCAGAUCGCUGCCGACGCUUGCAACAAUGCCUUCAGCAGUGCCACCACAUACAACCACGCCCAGACCGAGCAAUGGAACUCUGAAAUCAUUAAAUCAAUCUUGACCGCCCUCAUCUCCGAAUCCAAAGGUGAAGUCCAGUACAAGUUCGCCGUGAACUCCACCAUCAUUCAGCACUUGACCGACCCACGUCCCGCUGGCUCCGACGCAUCAGCAACCGCUUCUACUGCCACCGUCGGUCGCCGUGGAAUGCACUCUGCCACAGGCGCAUACUGGAACACCGAGAAGGACGGCAUCUGGAACUACAAGUACGAGGGCGGCGAAGCCAAGGGCAUGGAUGUCGUCGUCUGUGUCAUGUGGGUUGCCAACUGA
Molecule: messenger RNA, 405 nt
Organism: Aureobasidium melanogenum CBS 110374
Lineage: Eukaryota; Fungi; Ascomycota; Dothideomycetes; Dothideales; Saccotheciaceae
Product: dynein light chain, cytosolic
Exons: 4
Coding region: 1-405 (134 amino acids)
Biological process (GO): microtubule-based movement
Cellular component (GO): cytoplasmic dynein complex; cytoplasm
Molecular function (GO): dynein intermediate chain binding
Source: RefSeq, a predicted model, not a curated record